Messenger RNA from Cladocopium goreaui, 1280 nucleotides. Lineage: Eukaryota; Dinophyceae; Suessiales; Symbiodiniaceae. The record is from the annotation of a GenBank genome assembly.
GCUGCCUUCACGUGGAUCAAAGUGUCUUCCUUUUCAGGAGCUAGAUCCUUUGCUGCCCUCACGUUGCGGGCGUCCCAGUUUCAGCACAUACUUGGCAAGUUGAGUCUGACUGAGCAAAUGUAUGCUGGCAACCCACUGGCUGCCUUGAGCUAUGCAAGAAGAGGCUUUCUGUUGCAAAAGUGGGCAAAGCGAUUUUUGGCAGAGAAAUACCCUUAUCUAUCCAUGCUUCAACCGCAUUUGGGACAAUGCAUUAAUGGUAUGAAGCGGUCCACACACAACGCUGAGUAUGAUGUGCUGUUUGGAGGAAGGCGAGUCGAAUUGAAGAGUGCACAGUUGUGCUUUAAUCGCUCUCGUUGGGAAGUCACGUGGAGAGAGGAUAAAGCUGCAAUUCCCAGGGUGCCGGAACAAAUCAGCAUUUGACGACGUGUACAUCACGCUGCUGACCCCAGGUGGGCUGCAUCUCUUCAAGCAUGAUCUGAGCACGGGUGUUUCAAGAGAUGGCCAGCGCACGGAGCAAAUGGGCCAUAUCAUUCGAUUGUUUGGAAGCUUGAAACAGACUUGCUGGAAAGCUGCCUCCAAUCAAAUUGUGCGCAGUCUUUGCUUGAAAGGCAGCUGUAUGGAUAUUGGAUACUGUCAGAUUGGCAAUCCGACAAUUCAAGAGCUACUUUCAGAAGAUAGCGACAUUGGUGCUUCAUUCUACAGUGAAACUCCGCUGGCCUUUGUGAAUGGAGCUGCACGGGGGCUGUUGAUGCAGGAGCUUGUAUUUGAGGUUGACAAACAGCUGCAUAGAAAAAGCACGCUCCUUUUGCCCCAAGGCCGUGAACAUUAUUUAGGAGACACUGCUCGCCAUGGUGGCAACGCAACCUUUGAUUGGAUCCGUGACAAGACACGAGUUGAAGCAAAGCACGCCAAACUAUGCUUCAAUGCAAGAAACCAACGAUGGCAAUGCAUCUUCAGAGCUAUUAAAGAGGAUUUGUUCGAUGAACUCCUACUUGCAAUUUACAGCCCUUCGGGUAUCUUUAUUUUUGUGCACAACGCUUCCUUGCGAUUGUCUUCCCAAGGCAUGCAAACUGAAUGUUCAGGAAAGAAUCUUUGCCUUGGUGGACCUGCACAUGAACUGAGCCCAUCACAAGCUUUGGAGACCAUUUUCACAAAACUAUCCAACCACCAGUGUCAGCAUAUUGCAACUAUUCUUUGGGGCUGAGCAGUUGAAAGUGCCAAAGGCUGCCCAAAUUACUUGAGAACCCGACCUGGUUGUCAGACUCGCCUUCGGAGUGAAA